Paecilomyces variotii is the source of this 660-nucleotide messenger RNA. RefSeq lists its product as hypothetical. NCBI's taxonomy places the organism in Eukaryota, Fungi, Ascomycota, Eurotiomycetes, Eurotiales, Thermoascaceae. The transcript has a single exon. The record is from RefSeq and is a predicted model, not a curated record. The coding region runs from base 50 to 427 and encodes 125 amino acids.
GCCAGAUUUAUUAGUUCGACCAGAUAAUCGGCCGUUGCCAUCUCUUGUCAUGGAGUCCGGAUGGAGUGAAUCUUUGUCCCGAUUUUGGGAUGAUAUGAAUCUCUGGCUGAUCGGUAGCCAGGGACAUGUCAAAGCGACAAUUAUACUCAACUGGCAGCUAGUUGCUAAUAUAAACACAGUUCGAGGACAUGUCGAGCUGUACACCUUAGACAGGAAUAGAAUGCCUCAUUUACAACAAAAUAUCAUCGUCUUCCCUGCUCCUCCUGCCCAGGCUGCAGCCCAACAACUUGUCCUGACGCGGGAGGAAAUUUUCGGCGGCCAUGUUUUCCAAGGCCAAGACCCCAACGACCAGUUUGUAUUCUCGAUUGACCUUCUGCGCGAGAAGGCUACUGAUGCAUUGAGACUGAUGAAUCUUGUUCCCGCGUGAUGCCUUCGGGUAUCUGGAUUAUCACUUGGAAGCAGACAUUCUACUGAAAGCUUCUACUAUUACUUCUUUUCCUGUCUCUUGUCGUCAGCACAAUUGUUUAAUGACGCGAUGAUACAGAAUACGAAAGCAAUCACAGGUAUUAUUUGCUAGGGGAACCGCUAACAGUUUUAGCAAUGAAUGCGUAUUCCAUCACUUCGGCCAGGAAAUCCCAAAAUAUGAACACAUGAUCUCCA